AUGAUGAUGAUCAUCACAAUCACUUCGGGGCAGCCUUUCUCAGAAAUCAACAACAAUCCACUUCCGCAUCUUCAUGGCCAUCAUCAUGAUCAUUUUAAAACAGUUUCUUCAUCAUCCUCAUCAUCCGAUUCUCAAGAGUCUUCUUCUUUAUUGGCAAAGGCUUUAAUUGAAGAUCGAAAACAAAGAAAGGAAUCACUAUUUUCAGUAUCGGAACACAUUCUACAAUCCUUACCUCUCAUUAAACCCAUGACUGAAUAUGGAGAAGGAGUGUUUGAUUUGUAUGUGAAAACGGCUUUCCUUUCUUAUGCUUGCUUCACUUUUGCUUACUUUGUGUUGAGAAUUGUAAUCAUUCCACUGUUGUUGAAAUUUGGAGGUCCUUUCUAUUGUGAAUAUUUUGAAAAAUCGAUCACUCUGUAUGAACAGGCUCAUCACAGUCAAGUCGUAUUGAGUUUUAUUCAUGCAGUGAUUGCAACGGUGGGAUCUUAUUGGUGUACAAUUCACUUGUUUGGAUUGGAUAUGUUACAUUUUGGAUUGGAAAAUGCCAUGAAUCAACCCUUUGAUCUCGAAAUUUUCAAAACACGACACACUUUUAUUGCAUUGACUUUGGGAUAUUUUGUUGCGGAUUUAACAUUUUAUUUUUUCAAUCAUAUUCAUCCAUUCUCUCCAAAUAGGAAGAGUUUGAGAGAAGUUUAUUUGAGUAUGAAAAAGCAAGCACUUGGAUUGGAUCUUCUUCAUCAUUACAUUUCGUGUAUAGCAUAUAUUUUCUUCUUCUCGCUUAAUGCUGGGAGUUUUUUAAUUAUUUCAUUUGAAAUUAAUGAGGUGUCAACUCCUUUCCUUCAUAUUAGAUACUUUGCAAGACAGUGGAAACAAACAAACAAGUGGUGGUAUCAAUUGAAUCAAGGAUUAUUUGUAGUGACAUUUUUCCUCUCGAGAAUUAUGUACAAUGGCAUUCUGAUGUGUUUUGUUUUGUGGGCUCGCUUUACGUUGGCACAGUUCACUUCAUUCGGACAAAUUACUCUUGCUUCGAGUUUGAUAUUCCCAUUCCUGUAUUAUUUAGUCCAAUUGUUGUGGUGGUUUGCCAUUAUGAAAAUUAUUCUCAACAAGAUCAGAGGUGGAGAUAAGCACAAGGAAGAGUAA
Messenger RNA from Naegleria fowleri, 1137 nucleotides. RefSeq lists its product as uncharacterized. Bases 1 to 1137 code for a protein of 378 amino acids. NCBI's taxonomy places the organism in Eukaryota, Heterolobosea, Eutetramitea, Acrasida, Naegleriidae. The transcript has a single exon. Gene Ontology annotation, cellular component: endoplasmic reticulum; membrane. The record is from RefSeq and is a predicted model, not a curated record. Gene Ontology annotation, biological process: lipid homeostasis.